This is a messenger RNA of Prunus persica (peach), 1534 nucleotides long. RefSeq names its product probable membrane-associated kinase regulator 4. The transcript has a single exon. Gene Ontology annotation, cellular component: plasma membrane. Bases 265 to 1353 code for a protein of 362 amino acids. Lineage: Eukaryota; Viridiplantae; Streptophyta; Magnoliopsida; Rosales; Rosaceae. The record is from RefSeq and is a predicted model, not a curated record. Gene Ontology annotation, molecular function: kinase inhibitor activity.
AAUCAUAGAUAAAAGAAAAAAAGAGUAAAGAAAUGGAUCAGCGCUGCUCCAACAGAAAAUGGUCCACACAUGGAGUUUUAUAUUUGGAAAUUGGGAGGAUUCAAAAAAUUCUCAUAUACAGUUAUUUCUAUCUAUAUAACUUGGCAUCAUGGACAAGCUUUAAAGGUUGCAUAAUACCUUCAAAACCCUCCACAUCCACUUCCUGCAGUAAGCUAAAACUCUUCAAACAGCACAGAGCCUUGUCUUAGCAGCACAGAAGUGAUCAUGGCCGUUGAUCACGUAUCCUGUGACCAUGCAGACGACGACUACAUCGACAUGGAAGUGAGCUCAUACUCUGCCUACCUGUGCCACUCCAUGAGCUCUCCUCCACACCCCAGAGAGUUUGAGUUUCAAAUGUCAUCCAUUUCCCUAGAGAGAGAGCCUCCCUCAACUUCCCCAGCUGAUGAGCUUUUCUACAAAGGAAAGCUCCUUCCCCUCCACCUUCCCCCUCGUUUACAAAUGGUUGAAAAACUACUGCAAAACUCCACUUCUGCAUUUGAUAGCCGAAAAGAUAUGUUCGAAGAAUUCUAUAGCACUCCAUUGAUGAACACUGCUGCCCCAACGCCAACCACAACCAGCACUCCAUUUGAAUCCUGCAACAUCUCACCUUCUGAGUCUUGCCAGGUUAGCAGAGAGCUGAACCCAGAAGAGUAUAUUUUGGAGUAUGCAACUGAAGUGAGUGGCUUUAUCCAUGAAAACCCAAAAAAGUCUUGGACCAGAAAGUUCAAGCAGUCAUUACUGGGAUCAAAGCUGAAGGCUUCCCGGGCUUACCUCAAGUCUCUGUUUGGGAAAUCUGGUUGCUCAGAUGAGAACAGUGCAACAGCUGCUAAGAAUGCAGAUGGAGGAAUGGUUUUAAAGUCUGAGGAUUUAAGUAAAUAUGUGAAGGCGGCCAAGAAAAAUCCAUUUGGACAAAUUCAGAAAGACAAAUGCCGGAUGUCUGCUUCCGGCACGAGGAGCUUCAACAAAGACAAGAUCAUUGAAGAUGGUGCUGGUAUUCACAGAAGAUCAUUCUCACUGGCCAUCAAACGACAUUCGACAAAGAACUCAACGUCCUCUUCAUCAUCAUCUGGCUCUUCUUCAUCUUCAUUUUCAAAUCAUUCAAAUGGGACUCAGGAGCUGCAGUUUCUGAAGAGAUGCAACAGUGCAAGUUCAGAAAUUGAGAGUUCAAUUCAGGGGGCAAUUGCGCAUUGCAAGCAGUCUCAGCAACCACUUCGUUCAAGAAAGACUGUAAGCGAAGUUGGGUUUUACUCAACGUCAGCUUCCAGGAUAGCAGCUUGUGAGGACCAAGAGAGACCAGACCUUUGCAGGGGCUGAUGGGGCUCUGAGUGAGUAGAGAGAGAUGGAGGGUGUGCAAAGUACAAACUUUUGACUUGGGUUGAUGAUCUGUUUCUUUUUUUUUGGCUUCUUUCAUAAAUUUGAUAAUGGGUAUGCUUUGAUUCAGUGCAUGGCUGUCAGAAAUUCUCAUGGCAGGAGAUCCAGUUAAAGUUUGUUAAAA